AUGCUGCCGAUUAAAUUGUUUCUGUUCCUUGUGCUUUUCAUCAUCCACAACACGUGUGGCCUUACAUCCAAGCAAUCGGUUUCUUUUACGGAUUUGAAUACCAAGGAUCCACCGACUGACGCAACAACUAAUAAUCAAAACCCUGCGGACCUGUUUCAUAUAAAUCUCAGUGUACCCGUACUAAAAACGCUCGCUCAAAAAAAGCCUUAA
Drosophila teissieri is the source of this 210-nucleotide messenger RNA. RefSeq lists its product as uncharacterized. Bases 1 to 210 code for a protein of 69 amino acids. Lineage: Eukaryota; Metazoa; Arthropoda; Insecta; Diptera; Drosophilidae. The transcript is spliced from 2 exons. The record is from RefSeq and is a predicted model, not a curated record.